GUAGAUGUCAGUAGAUGAAAUGAGGAUAACAAAACAGAACGCAUCUAUGUCUGGCUCCAGUUAUAAAGUUAAACCAAAAAUACAGUUUAAAGUAUCACGCAAAAAGUUAUGUCGUGCUAUGCAAAAACUAAAAAAGGUGCCGACAGUAACAGCACAAAACGAAAGCAACUCUUUCAGGUGCCAGGGUAGCAUUAUCAAACAACUAAGCACGUACGCAUAUGUGCAGCCCAUUGGUUGGAGGCAAAACUGGUUGGAACUGUUUAAAACAUCCAUCACACAGCACGAUUGGGACAUUUUUAUCAGAACCCUCCGACUAGCUUCCCAAGAUCAUAAAUUUUGUGGAUUAGAGAACGUUUUACGGAAUUCCUUCUUCGGUAUGCUCACACACCCAAUAUACAACGAUCAAAAGACAUUACGUUUGCUAUUGUACACUAUUGCGCCAUGUCGUAACGAGCAUGACAUCGAAUUUUGUAUUGAAACCAUUUUACGAUCGUUCGAUAGUGGACGAUCAGAGUAGUCUCUCCCCUGGCAUAACACAUAAGCGGAUUCAUCAUGUACACCUGACAUAUCGCUUUCCAAGCGAAAACGAAGAAAAAUGAAUUUGAAAUCAAAAAAAUGGGUGAGAUUUCAGAAACUGAAAUAUGCAGCUGAUUCCGGGAUGGAAAGGUCCAGCUGCUCGUCUCAGUUCAAUGCAUGUGAUAUCAUAUUUCUUCUGAAGCCACGCUAUGUAGAGUACAGAGGUACGAUGCCGAUGCCAUCUGUUUGGGAGGAAUAGGCAAACAACGUUCCAAUAGACUACGAUGAGGUUCGAAAGGGUCUGUGUGUAGACAGUGUGCUCUAUUUAAACUGUUGUCUAAUACACAAUAAAAAUAACACUGACAAUAAGGCUUCAAGCGGUCAUAAUUAAAAUAUAAAUAAGAUGGCCUUAAUUUUUAAAUCUUGCAAAAUUUAUUUCGAAAGCUUUCCGACGAGUGUACGCUUCUACAUAUGGAUAUGUGCUCCCAGAAAGAUUUUUUUCAAUUGUUUGGAAUAAGAAAUGAGACGAACGUAGCGUGGAACAUAAAUAAGCAGGCAAAGCUGUCAAACAGCAGAUGGCUUAUCCGUGAAACAACACGGAUAAUCGAGUUCGUACGUAAUUGUAAUGAAAAGUUCGUGCCGUUCGGAUGCAAAAGCUACGGUACUCAAAAAACUUCUCGUUCGAGCCGGUUUCCGUGUCGUUGGAUUGGAAAAAAAGUAUAAGCCACCUUAUUUAAAGUGCGAUAAUUGGAAACAAAACAAAAAUAUGUGUCGAGUGAAAUGAAUUGUGCGCAGUUUUAGUUGCAGAAAGCGUAGCAUACAGUGUGAUAAGAGCAGUAAGAUUUGUUGAUAAAACGUAUGGUAUGACGACGAACAGAAACAACCUAGACUAUCAGUUUCAAGCUGCAAGCGAAUAAAAAUACGAAGUGAAUAUCUUUUACGCCACUAAUCGAAGUAAAAGUAAACACACGGUUAUAUCUACAGACAAACCGCAUCGCGAUACAAAAACUGUUUGUGAACAUCGCGUAUAACAUGUUGCAAUAAUGCCCUACAAAUGGGAGCCACGAAAAGAGCAUGUAUUGGCAGAAGCAAUUCGGUCCAAGCAACUACACCUGUAGGGAACAAUCAAGAAACACAACAAAGUUUGAGAGUUGCUUCGGGGAAUCAGCAGCAAUUCAAUAAUCAUCGCGCAAGAAGAUUACGCUCUUCUAGUCAAUCGACUUCUUCGACGAGCUUGAACAGUAUAAACAAUAAUAGCAGUGGUAGCGCCAUCAGUAGUUCUUCUUGUAACAACACAGCAAACUGCACUGCAAGUCCGAGCAGUAGCGGCAACAGUAAUACAAGUACCAACAACAAUAUCACUACCUAUAACCAAAACAAUUGCAGUACAUUAAGACAACAACGCUAUCAUCCUCUUCAUACGAUCCGAUCUAGUACUUCUAGUACAAAUCCAACGGCUGUCAACACGGGGGGUUUAAUAUCACGAGUGUUCGAACAUAACAACAGUAGCGGCAGCAGUAAUAAUUCAUCGAACUGCACCAAUAUCACUGCAAAUACUACUCCUGGUACUGUUAUUACUACGACCAUUUCAUCCGUAGGCGAAUCUGCAAAUACUGCUAGUUGUACCGUGGUAACAGCAACAGGUGGCCAUUUUCGUCGUGCAUCCCCCGGUGACAAAAAAAUCCAUCCACAAAAUAAAAACGAUGAUAAGAUGGAUGAGAGAAAGCAACAACAGAAACCCCAUGUUAAACCACAUCAGCAGUCGCGUGAUGCAACUCCAACAACUUGUAAAACGCGAAAUCGAAAGGAUGAAGUUGGAGCAGCAGCUUUGGCCAUCAAUGAAACGUCACCAAAGAAACGCAAUACUGUCAGAAGUCACGGGAUGAUCUCAAAAGCGUCUCCCGUGACUACGGACAAAGAAGAAUAUAAGGUGGUCGAGCAAAUUGAAGAAUCCAAAUCAACCGUUCUUAAAGAGGCCAGCGAUGAUAUAGAAAAAUUGUGCGACUCGCAGGAAAAUGUGACACCUAUUGUGGGUGAUUAUUCUGCCGAGGAUAAUCACCCAGUCGAAAUGACGGCAAUGCUUACUAAAGAGGAAGCGAAAGAGGAUUUAGCAAAAUGCUACGACGAUAAUUCUAGCGCGGAAGCAAAAGAGACACGUCGAUCGAAAAUGCAAACUAAUGAUACUAGUAUAUACGGUGAUAUAAAUGAGAACGAUAUGAAAGAAAAUGAAAAGAAAGAGGUUCGUGAAAAAGACGCAAAAGAAAUCGAUGUAAAGAGUCGCCUAAAAGAUAUUGAGAAUUUGCAUUACGCCGAAGAAGGAAGCUCGCGCGGAUCAGAUAAUUCACAAAGUCGAACCAUUCUUCGGUUUGUGCGCAAAAGUCUUGAAAAUACGGCCAUGUCAGUAAUAUAUUCAAAAAACUUUAUCGAAAACGAAACAAUUGAGACGGAAUAUCCUCGAAAUCUGGACGACAAUAUUGAAAUUUUAAGUCGGGAAGCAGAAAAUUUAGCUCUCCAAUUUAAGCCUUCAGAAGAAAAGUUGGUGCAGUAUGGUCCAAUCUUCGAUCUAGAGAAAUUUGAGGAGCAACGUAAGCAGCAAAAGAAAGAAGACGAUGAAGAUGAAGCUAUUGGAAUAUCACCCUGUGGAAGGUUUCUUAAAUACGAUAAGGAGGUUGGUCGAGGAUCAUUCAAAACUGUAUAUCGUGGAUUAGAUACUCAAACCGGGGUAGCUGUUGCUUGGUGUGAAUUGUUGGAGAAGAAAGUAAAUCGUGUUGAACGAGCCAGAUUUCGAGAAGAAGCGGAAAUGCUUAAAAAAUUACAACACCCAAACAUCGUUCGAUUUUAUAACUAUUGGGAAGCGGCACCGACGGCUGGAAACAAGAAAAAAAAUAUUGUUCUCGUUACUGAGCUUAUGCUUUCCGGUACAUUAAAAUCAUAUUUGCGUCGAUUUAAAAAAAUUAAUCCAAAGGUGCUAAAGUCUUGGUGUCGGCAAAUUCUAAAGGGUUUGCAUUUCUUACAUUCACGCACGCCACCUAUCAUUCAUCGUGAUCUGAAAUGUGAUAAUAUAUUUAUAACCGGAACGACAGGGAGUGUCAAGAUAGGUGAUUUAGGAUUAGCCACGCUGAAAAAUCGUAGCUUUGCCAAGUCGGUUAUUGGUACGCCGGAAUUCAUGGCACCGGAAAUGUACGAGGAACAUUAUGACGAGGCCGUUGACGUGUACGCAUUCGGCAUGUGCAUGUUGGAGAUGGCUACUUCAGAGUAUCCAUACAAUGAAUGUAAUACACCAGCGCAAAUUUAUAAAAAAGUAACAUCAGGCGUGAAACCACAAAGUCUGGAAAAGGUCGAAAAUCCCGAAGUGCGAGAGAUCAUUGAACGAUGCAUACAUGAUAAGAAAGAAGGUCGUCCUACGUGUAAGGAAUUACUGAAUUGUGAAUUUUUUUGUGAAGACAUUGGUAUUCGCUUAGAGCCUAUAUCAAAAGAUCUUUUCUUAACUAACCCGGAAAAUGUGCGCAUGGAGUUUCGAUUGCGCAUCAUGGAUCCAAAGAAACGUGUUAAUAAACACAAAGAAAAUGAAGCCAUUCAAUUCGACUUUGACAUUCGUGUUGAUGAUGCUGAAGAAAUCGCUAAUGAAAUGUAUAAAUCUGGUAUAUUGAUGGAAGACGACUCCAAGACUGUAGCGAAGAUUCUCAAAGUUCAGAUUCAAACAUUGCUAAAAGAACGAGAAGAGAGAGCUCGGCAACAACAAGUAGAAAAAGACAAAGAAGCUCUCCAAAAACAAGCACUAAUUGCACAGCAAUUGUAUCAACAACAGCAAUUACAACAGCAAUUGGAAAAUGAUCUCCAAGUAACUGAACUUCAAGUACCGCAAAUGGCACAAUCGGUUCAACAACCACAGCAGCAGCUGGCUCAAGCACAUCAGGGAUAUUAUCAAGCAUCAUCGCUUCCAUCUGCGCAAACACAAGUAAUUUAUCAACAACAGAUUUCUGUUCCUGUGGGAAAUGAGCAAUUACAACAAACCUAUCAACAGCCAUCAGUUGGGGGUCAGUUUGUUAUAGGACAAGCUAUUCCAUUACAGCAGCCAAUGUCACAAGUUAUUCAGCAACAGCAGCACCAACAGUUCCUUAGUCAAAUUGUUUCGGGUCAACCAGCUCAGACUAAUCUUGCAACAACGCAACAAACAAACUUCAUGCAACAGCAAGUCUUUGUGGAUUCACAACAACAGCAACAUUAUCUCCUUCAGCUACAACAACAGCAAGCGACCCAUCAGAAUCAAUCUCAAGGCGCUAAUUUACAAUAUAUGAACCAAAUAGGAGCACAACAGCAGUUGGUGCAGCAAAUAUUACAUCUACAACAACAAAACUUUGCUAUGAUGCAACAACAGCAACAACAGGCCGAACUGCAGGAACAAAUUUCCACUCUUGAACAACAACUGCAGGGAAUCAUUCCUAUUCACAGUCAGCCAGCUCAAAAUAAUCAACAACAAUUGAAGCUGCAGGCGAUGCAACAGCCACAACAACAGCAACAGCCACAGCAACAGCCACAGCAACAGCCACAGCAGCAGCCACAGCAACAGCCACAGCAGCAGCAACAAACACAACAGUCACAGCAACAGGUUCAGCAACAAGCUCAGCAAAUGGUACAGCAAAAGCCCCAACAACAGGCACAACAACAAACCCCACAGCAAUCGCAGCAUCAUCAACAAAUGCAAGCGCAAAACGUUUAUAUACAACAACAAUCUCAACAAUCUACCAAUAAUCUUACACAUAACCCACCAUUGCAAAUACAGGCAAAUCAAAAUAUCUACAUGUCCCAACACGUAUGCGAUACAUCAGUGCAGUUACAUCAAACCAUGCCAAAUCAAAUUGUAACAUCACAACCACCACAACCGAGCUCUUCUACCACGAUUUUAGUGCAACAUCAAGUAGCUUCACAACAAUCCCCAUUAUCGCAACAACACUUUGUAAAGCAGCAAUCACCAUCUUUAAUAAAUCAGCAACAGCCACAGUCUCAGCAACCACAAAUUGCUCAAGCGACCCUAUUACAAAAUGCUCCGAUGGCGCAGCAAUCCUCCCCAAUCACAGCUAUAGUGCAGCAAACGAUUUCUAAGCCUUUUUCACAAGGUUCUUCUCAACAAGAAACUGAGGGCUCAUUGGUGCUUUCGAACACUGUUCCAGUUUCAUCGAAUGAGAAUAAUUCACAUCUUCAACAACAAUUACAAUACCAUCAGCAACAACAAGAACAGCAACAGUACUUACAUCAACAGCCUUCAAUUCAACAACAGAAUUUUCAGCAGCAACAGGUUGCUCAACAAAUGGCCCUUACUUCACAAGACGUUACACUGCUGCAUCAAACUGGGCCAUUAACAACAAAUGUUAAUGUUAGCGGGAUUAUCGGUGGACAACAAGGGUCCAAUACAGUUAUUUCGACCGGAACAUCAUCUAUAGGAAACCUGUUGUCAUCAGCUGGUUUACAAGAUCAGAAUAUAUCCGCAGCCGGUCCUGCCUCACAGGCUGCGCUACCAAAGCGAUUGACAAAUGAAAUGAAGAAACGCCGAAAUCAUCGUUCUACAGAACGAAAUCCGAAACUGCAUGUGCUUGGAUAUGAAAACAGUAUAAUUGAAUGCGAGAUGGAAAAUCGUCCUAAAACUAUUAAGUUUAAGUUCGAUCCGAGCAACGUUAACCCGGUCGAGGUGGCCCAAGAUCUAGUUAAACAAGAUCUUCUCAGUGAAUCACAGACAACAAUAUUCAUCGAAAUGGUUCGUGAUAUUCAAAGGCAACUAAAAGAAAAUCCAAAUCAACUACCAAUUGCUUCGCAAUGUUAUCGUCGUUCAAUGGAAAAGGUGCGCCAUGCGUCUCUAACACGACAGCGUACGAAUUUUAAAACACAUCAGAGACAUAGAUCUCGUGAUGAAACAUCGACUACUGCAGCACAUUUUACCCAUAUUUUCGACCCAACAAUCAUUGAUCGUCAGGCUCUUGGAGCAGGAAUAUCAAGUACAACCACAUCUUCAACAUCGUCUUCGCCGCUGUCUCAACAACAACUAAUCGCAUCUUUAAUUUCAACGCAAACGAACGGCGAAUUAACUUCCCUCGAAAAAACACAGCCAGGUGAUGGAAACAGUACUGAAAGCGCUGGCUUUGCACCUGUACUGCAGGACCAAGAACGUAAUAAUGAGAUGAUUUGUAAUAGUGACGACAACCAUCAAACAACUGUUACUACAGUCUGCAUGAUAACUGAUGAAAGCGCAAAUGAUAACAACAGUAGUUGCGAUGAAAACUCACGUAAAGCGAGUACUGUUAGUACAGAUUACACUUCGCAUGAAAACACACCGGAAAACACAAUCACUUCUGCAGGCAAUAUAGAUCUUGUACAGUCACGUUCAAGUAUCGGCGAACACGACAAUAUGAGCACAAUUUCAUGUUCUGGCGAACGUCAAAUGACCGCUUCCCUGGUUCUUAAUGAAGGAACUACUACUUCGGAAGAAAUCGAAACCACUACAGUAAUGGCAAAUCAGAUCGAAUUACCACAAGAGAGUAUUUCCACUUCAGAGUCAUCCAACAUAGCUGUGGCAGAGGAUCCAAUCAAUGGUGCUUUAUUUUCCACAGCCUUACGCAACCUUUCCGUGAUGGAAUCUUCUAGUCAAAAUAUGUGUCAGUUUUCGGCAUCCAGUGUAAAUAUUUCCGAAAAUAUUCAGACAAAUGAAUCGUUACAAGCUGGUGUUGAAACAGUGCUUCCAAUUGGUGAAAGUAAGGUUGAUUCGCCGUCUAACGAGUUGAUUAAAACACCAAUAGCGACUCCCCAGCUGAAAGAACGUAAGCUUUCGCGUUUUUCUGUUACCCCCGUAGUUUUGCCGGAUGUCGUUGAUGUAAACGAGCCGCAGAUCGACAAAUCAACCGUGGUAGACACUUCUAAGCCUAUGCUUCCUGACGCUGGAAUAGAAACUCAUACUGAUUGUGUGGAACCUUUAACAGAACAUCCGCAACAAACCUCAGAGAACGUACCACGUCAGCCUGGUUCUUUUGAAUAUGUUCCACAAGUUACGCCAACUCAACAACUGUUAAAUAUGGAAUCAGCGAAUCCCAUGUUUCCAAAUGCGUUAAACGAUGGCAUGCAACAUCAACAAGAAACGUUCCUUCAACAACAAUCACUGGACAUAGGAAACCAACAGCAACAAGCAUAUGCAAUUACUCAGCAAAUAUCGAACAGCUUCGAAGCACCUACGGUCCUGCAACAACAACUACAACAGCAAGUGCAAUAUCAGAUACAACAGCAGCAACAAUUACAACAACUAUCGAUUCAACAGGCCAUCCUCCAACAGCAGCAGAUACAGUAUCAGCAACAACAAGGAAAUAACUUGUUGGUAAACGAAGCUAAUCAAGCAAAUCUCACAGAAUGCGAUCAACAACAGCUACAGCAACUGCAGUUUCAGCAGCAGCAUCAAUAUCAUCAACAACUGCAGCAACAAGUUGUUUUUCAGAUGCAGCAACAGCAGCAACAAAUGAUACAGCAGCAACAAAUGCAACAGAAUCAGCAAAUGAGGCCUAUAGAACAGAGCAGUUUAAUAACUGCGCAGCUUUCGGUUGACCAGGGGUCUCGGGAAUCGAUGGCCAAUAGUAAUCGAAUGCCAGAAACGUUGGAGCAGCUCAAAAUAGGCUUAGAGAACAUAACGCACGUUCACGUGAACACGAAUAAAUCAAGCGGGUCAACGAGUCUAUCAUCGCAGGCCAGUGCCACUGCAUUGUCAGCGAUGGUUUCGCCUCACCCGGCUCCGUAUCCUUCCGAAUCGGGAUUAUCACAACAAUCGCAACAACAACAAUCGCAGCAAGUGGUAUUUUACCAAUCGCAAGAAUAUGUAUCGGAUGGAAAUGGCGCAUCGUCAACUGAUAUUAAUGAGAUCGGCACAACAGAUGGCACAGCUUCUAAAACUCAAGAAUAUAUAGUUGAAGGAACAAGCUACGCAGCAGUCGUGGCUGGCGAAUUAACAUCACAGUCUACGCAACAACAAAACAGUACAGUGCAUGAUGCAUCUAACGUCAGUUUACAGGAACAGUCACAGUUAUACGUUUCAAGACGGACAUCUGCAGAGCUUAACAGUACAUCUAUGAUGGCGCCAGACUCAUCAGAACCCUGUGCUUCGCAGCAAUCAGUUGUCGAAUCUAAUAUUAGCAUUGGUACGAAUAUCCCGUCUAAUCGCGAAAACCAACUAGCCAACCAAGGAAGUGUUGAUCGCAUCGAUAGUGUGUUAGACCUGCAACUGAAAUUGCUACAUCCUACAGUUGGAGCGGAAUCAUCUAAACCAGUCUCUGUGAGUGGAUCGGAUGAGCCGUCAUUGUCGCAACAAACUCAAUCUGUGGUGACAAGCCCAUGUGGUGAAACAGGUGGAGAAAUCAGGGUUCCAAAUGAACCAAGAGCAUUGAUACGUAAAGUUUCCCGUUUCCACGUUCAACCUGUUCUGGAAACACCGCAUGUAGUUGAUCAACAACCACAAGCAAUUAAUAUUCAGCUGAAAUCAGUCGUAACAAAACCUAAUGACAGUCAGGCAAAUACUUCAUUCUCUUCACCUUCACCAACGGAUGAAAAAUCCUGCCAAACCUUUCCAUCGCAAUAUCAACAAAACCAACAGAUGGCACCAAUUAUAUGUGAAGUUCCAACAACAAACGACCUGGAAGCGAAAUUGAAUCAAAUGCUCCCAAAAACUCCAAAUUUAGAUUCAACUACAUCGAGUUCCAUCAGCAUGAAUUCGCAAGGAAGCAUUCAACAAGUAGGUUUACCACCGACUUCUCUGAAGCAGUCGUAUGUUGGGGCAUCUUCAGCAAACGCUACAUCUACAAAAAACAUAUUGCAGCAGCAGCAUCCUUCACAAUCAAUAAACAUACAGCCACCAAUGCAAAUGAACGCACCAGCAGCUGCAAUGUCUGCAAAUCUCAACAAUAGCGUACAAACGGCAUCAAUGGAUAGCUCCAACUAUUCCAUCAGUUCUCAACAGUCUCAACAUCCUCAAUCCCUUACAGUAGCCUCACAACCACAACCGUCGCAACUUCCAUUAGAACCAAAUUUCAAUAAUUCAGAUAUUGGACAUAAUUUGAUCGCCAUCCAAAAUCACCUAUGCGGGCUGCAGUUAAUGCCAAGUGCUCGUCAACAACUACAAUUGUUGCUACAACGUCAGCAUAUAGAGCACGAGGAAUUAAAAUUGCGACAUUUUCUUGAGUUGGAAAAAUUUCUUAAGCAGCAAAAAGAGGAAAUGAAAUUACCUUCCGGUAUUGUUGCAUCGUCUGGACCGCAUUCAAACCAAACUCAGCAAAUUAUUUCAAGUCAUUCUUCAUCCCUAUCCGUUACCUCGAUAUCGACUUCUGCCCCCGAAAUGAUGACAGACGUUUCAUCGCCCACUAUGGCUGCAGUGAACAGGAUUGGAUAUGAGGUAAACAGUACAGAAAAUAUGCCCAUGACGACAGCAUCAUCUUACAGCACAGGCUGUAACACAGAUAGUGGAGCUGGCAGUGCCACGGACAUAGAGCAGGAUUUAGAGAACUUUAAUGCGACUGCUUCCAAUAGUGUAGAUGCGAAACCCAUGUUACAGCAGCAGCAGCAGCAGCAGUUCCAACAUCAGCUACCAAAUCAACAGUUUCAACAGUAGCAAAAAGUACACAGCAGUAAUACCGUAAAUAUAUGUAUCUAUAUGUAAGUAUUGUUUUGUGUAUCGGUCCAAUAAUUAUAUAGCUGAACGUGUGCGAGUUGCAAAAUGUAAACCAAUGAUUUUCGAUACUCUUUUAACUUAAAAUUACAUCUCGAAAAUGUUUUCUUUUGCUACGUUAUUGUAAAGAAGCCAAAAAUAAUAAGAUACCCAGUAUAAAGAUUAUUUACGCGAGAACGUUACACUUGUAGGAUACAACAGUGUAUUAGUUCGUUUCCUUGUUCCUGCAAACGAUGAUCGAUGGUACAGAGCACCUUUUUUCUGAAUUAUGCAACUAGGUUGCCCGGCUCUUCAAUUUACAUUUAUUUUAUCGAAACUAUAAUAAUGAAUAAACGGUUACAUUUGUUAUUUUUUGCACAUAAAUUUGCUUCGAUAUAUAUUGACAUAUGUAUACAUAAAAACCUGCUUGUGCUUAAAUGUUUAUUUCAAGCAUAUUGUACAAAUAUGCAGAUAUUUUUUAAUACCACAUUUUAUAUUAAGAACCUAGUUUGUGUGAUUAUCAUGGCAUAAAUAAUGCAACGCUUAGCUACCAUUAAUACGUUAAAGGUUUUUUUUAUUAUGGAUUUCGAGGAGACAGUAAGAAACAAAUUACUAUCGAGAAUUUUAGACUAUGACAUGCAAAUUAUAAAAAGGUUAAAAAUGCUGCACAAGAAACUGUGUGUGAUUGUAAAAUUAAAAUGCUGAAUUCUAAAUAUAUUACUGAACGUAUCACCUGAACGUAUUACUGAA
This is a messenger RNA of Anopheles stephensi (Asian malaria mosquito), 10933 nucleotides long. RefSeq lists its product as uncharacterized. The record is from RefSeq and is a predicted model, not a curated record. The transcript is spliced from 13 exons. Gene Ontology annotation, cellular component: cytoplasm. Gene Ontology annotation, molecular function: chloride channel inhibitor activity; potassium channel inhibitor activity; protein serine/threonine kinase activity. Gene Ontology annotation, biological process: negative regulation of sodium ion transport; intracellular signal transduction; positive regulation of sodium ion transmembrane transporter activity. Bases 1571 to 10147 code for a protein of 2858 amino acids. Lineage: Eukaryota; Metazoa; Arthropoda; Insecta; Diptera; Culicidae.